AUGUCCACUAGUGAACUGCAGACCAUCCGGGUGAACGACCAGCACCUUCUCACUGAACCAAAGAGCGAACUGCAGACCAUCCGGGUGAAAGACCAGCACCUUCUCACUGAACCAAAGAGUGAACUGCAGACCAUCCGGGUGAACGACCAACACCUUCUCAUUAAACCAAAGAGUGAACUGCAGACCAUCCGGGUGAACGACCAGCACCUUCUCACUGAACCAAAGAGUGAACUGCAGACCAUCCGGGUGAAAGACCAACACCUUCUCAUUAAACCAAAGAGUGAACUGCAGACCAUCCGGGUGAACGACCAACACCUUCUCAUUAAACCAAAGAGUGAACUGCAGACCAUCCGGAUGUGGAGUGGAUCGUUGCAAGCCCUCGUUAUCUUCACCUCGAUGCUGGUGGCACCCGCACUCGACUCCUUUCCACAGACAUUCAUGGUUGGCAAGGAGGACGGGGAGGUUACUCUCACGUGCAGCACCCAGUUUCAGGGAGCUGUAACCUGGAAGCACGACGAUGACCCUGUGCCUGCGUCCAGAUACAAUGUGAUGAAUGGACACACCCUGACACUGCACGGCCUGGACUCCGAGGGCAGCCCAGGAAACUACACCUGCUGGGGCAACGACCAGCUGCUGGACCACUCCUACCUGGUGCUGGAGCAGGAGGAGGAUGAGGAGGAGGAGGAGGGUGAGGAGUGGGAGGAGGAGGGUGAGGAGGAGGGUGAGGAGGUCCGCCUCUCCUGCUCAGCCAAGACCUACAGCUGCUCCUUUCACUGCACCUGGAGACUGACGGGCUAUGAUGUGGCCAGGGUGAUGCACCAGCGCAGUGAGGCCAGCGGAGGCUUGUCCUGGGAUCUCGGCACUCGGAUGCAGGACGGGUUCCACUUCCACCUGUCGGACCUGAGCUCACCCUUCACGGAGGAGGACAGGCCCAUCCACCUCACUGCCGAGGCGCUGAGCGGUCAGCGCUACAAGAAACACCAGCUGAGAUUCUUCCUUCAUGAAAUCAUUGAGCCAGACGCGCCAGAGAUAAAGGACUGUGUGCGGACUGGGGACAGCCUGAACGUCUCAGUGGAGCCCCCCUCCUCCUGGGCCAAACCGUAUAGCUACUACCCCCUCGAACCCGAGGUCGAGUAUGAGAACAAGGAUGAUGGCAAGAUAGAGCGCUCCAUGAACCUAGUCAUCCCCAAGGACAUCACAAGGCUAAGGGUGCGAGUCCGAGACCCCUACUUCAAUUCCUCCUGGAGCAAGUGGACCCCCUGGAAAAAAGUAAUCCAGUGAUUUUAGUGUCAGGGUCACAGGGUCAGGGCCUCUGCACACAGCUCUGCAGUAAGAGCAGCAAUAACAAUCAUAACAGCACGGUAAAGCCUUCCUUACUCCUGUCAUCUGUCUUGCUGUGUGCAUGUCCACUUCUACCCUUUUUCAUUGGAAACACAGCCCUCCAUCUCCGGUACUGUAGAACAGAACAGUUCAGUACAGUAUGUUUGAUAUUUACACAUAAAGG
Polyodon spathula (Mississippi paddlefish) is the source of this 1504-nucleotide messenger RNA. RefSeq names its product interleukin-12 subunit beta-like. The record is from RefSeq and is a predicted model, not a curated record. The transcript has 8 exons. Bases 1 to 1281 code for a protein of 426 amino acids. Gene Ontology annotation, molecular function: protein binding. NCBI's taxonomy places the organism in Eukaryota, Metazoa, Chordata, Actinopteri, Acipenseriformes, Polyodontidae.